AUGCUCUCUCUAAUCAAAAUCUCACGCUUCACAAACGACGCUGCGGGCCUUGAGAAAACUCUCCGCCUAUUCCAAGCCGUGGCCCAAGUCAUCGCCUUCCACUCCAUAUCCCCCAACCCCUAUCUCCGCGCGAGAUACCAAAUCGCACUCGGACGCCGUUACUUCCGGCUCCUGAAAUGGGCUGAUUGUUUCGUUUUGUCUUAUAAAGCUUUUGUGGGAAGCAGUGGGGUUGUGGGUGUGCUGGAAGUUGGGAAAUGGAGUUGUUUGGCAUUGUAUAAUUUUUUGGAACUGUUUACGCUUGCUGAUGAAGAGAAGUUGGAUGCUAUGGGUGUUCAUGAAAGUGAUUGGGCUACACCGCUGUUUUUGGAAGCGAAUAAAUUCUGGUUUUAUGGUAUUUGUCUCAGUUUGCUGCUGGGAGUUGUACAGUUGUGGGGAUUAGGUGCUAGCCCUGCUAAGCAAAGCGAAGAGAAAGAAGAUGCGGAAAAAGUCAAGAGAGAAAGGAAGGAGUGGGAGGCGACUAGAGGGACGAUUGUGAGGAAGCUUGUGAUUGAUGGUUGUGAUCUAUUGACUCCCGGUGUUACUACCGGGUGGAUUGUGGUCUCCAGUGCAAAUGUAGGGAUGGCGAUGGUG
Molecule: messenger RNA, 630 nt
Organism: Lachnellula hyalina
Lineage: Eukaryota; Fungi; Ascomycota; Leotiomycetes; Helotiales; Lachnaceae
Exons: 3
Biological process (GO): peroxisome fission; regulation of peroxisome size
Cellular component (GO): peroxisomal membrane
Source: RefSeq, a predicted model, not a curated record